GAGGCGGAGCCAGUAGAAAACGGCGCGAAAACGGCGCGGAGCCCUGCGCGCUCGGAUCUCACUAUGGCGCAGAGUCGGGUCACCGAUUUCUUCGCUUGCCGCCGCCCGGGGUCGGCAGCUCCGCGGGUCAAGGAAGCCUGCCGCACCCCCAGCCCCUCCGGGCCCUUGCCCGCCCUCGCCCCGGGCAGCGGUCGCAAGCGCCCCCGACCGCCAGCCGCGCCCGAGGGCGACCAUCCCGCGCCUCCCGCGCGCCGGAGACUGAGGCUGCACGAGGAUUCCAGGCCCAGCUCCCCAGCCGCCCCCAGCGGUCGUUCGCUGGCCAGGAAGGUCAAGAAAAGCGCUGCCCCUGCCCCAGCAGGUCAGGUGCCUUUACUCGCGGCCCCACAGGACAAGGUCCCGUCCGAGGACAGCGUGUCCGAGCUGCAGGCGUGCCUCCAGCGGGCUCGGGAGCUGGGCGCGCGUGUCCAAGCUCUGAAGAGCAGGGCACAGCCGGGUGCUGAGGAACCUAGCCCGCCGGAGGCUCAGUGCCCCGCACAGCAGCCAUGCAGCAAGAAGGUGCCUGCUUAUCAGCGCUUCCAUGCCCUGGCCCUGCCUGGCCCGCCAGGCCUUGUGCUGCCCUACAAGUACCAGGUGCUGGCAGAGAUGUUCCGCAGCAUGGACACCAUUGUGGGCAUGCUCCACAACCGCUCGGAGACCGUGACCUUUGCCAAGGUCAAGCAAGGGGUCCAGGACAUGAUGCGCAGGCGCUUUGAGGAGUACAACCUGGGUCAGAUCAAGACAGUGUAUCCCAUGUCCUACAGCUUCCGGCAAGAGCGCAACAUCCCCACCUUCAAGGAUAGUGUCAAGAGGUCUGAUUACCAGCUCACCAUAGAGCCGCUGCUGGACAGGGAGGCUGCAGGCACCACUCCCCAGCUCACAGCCUCAAGGAUGCUACAGCGGCGACAGGUCUUCAGCCAGAACCUGGUGGACCGGGUCAAGGAACACCACAAGGCCUUCCUGGCCUCCCUGCACCCACCCAUGGCUGUGCCCGAGGACCAGUUGACCCGCUGGCACCCGCGCUUCAACGUGGAUAAUGUGCCUGACAUCGAGCCAGCUGAACUGCCCCAGCCGCCCACCACCAAGAAGCUCACCACUGCCCAGGAGGUGCUGGCCCGUGCCCGCAGCCUGAUGUCGCCCAGGAUGGAGAAAGCCUUGAGUCACGCAGCUGUGUGUGCAGCAGAGGCCAGCAGCCCUGGGUCCCCCAGCCUGGCACUGCCAGCCAGCCCUGCCAGCCCACCCACUGUCCCUCCCAGUGCACUGAAGGGUGUGCCCCACGCCCUGCUGGAGCGGAUCCGUGCUAAAGAGGUCCAGAAACAACUGGCACAAAUGACGCGGCGCCCAGAGCUUGAGCUGAAGCUGCAGCGGCUUGAACGGCUGCCUGAGCUGGCACGUGUGCUGCGCGGUGUGUUUGUGGCUGAGCGCAAGCCUGCACUCACCAUGGAAGUGGCCUGUGCCAGGAUGGUGGGCAGCUGCAGAGCCACCUUGAGCCUGGGGGAGAUGGAGAGGCACCUGCUGCUCCUUGCCGAGCUGCUGCCUGACUGGCUCAGCCUGCACCGCAUCCGCACUGACACCUACCUCAAGCUGGACAAGACUGCCGACCUGGCCAGCAUCACUGCACGGCUGGCCCGCCAGGCCCGCGCUGAGGAGGCCCAGUGACCCCUUUUACUGCUGUCAGCAUGCAUCCAUGUUGAGGGCCACGGCUGCAUGGCUUGGACCUCCUGCCAGCGUGGACUCUGGGUCUUACAGUGUGCUGGUGUUGCAUCUGUUUGUGGGGCUGUCUUUGCUGUCUGCCUGCUCCACAGUCCUUGGGCACUGCUGCCGGCAGGAAGGGGGCCCAGCACCUGGUGGACUGCACAGGUGGCGUGUGGAGCUAGCAGUGUGGUUGGCAGUGCCCCCUCCAUCCGUGUCCUGGCGCUGUGAACUAUGACCUUAUGGGGACAUGUUCUGACGCCCACUCACAGGCCUGCUGGGCACCCCACAAGUGGUGUGGACCUCCUGGCACAGCAGCUGGGUAAAGGAUCAGGUUCUGAGCAGUGGCACGAAGUCUAACUUACUGUAGAAGGACGAUAACUAAUUUCCUAGGUCUUGUGCCAGGAUAACCUGUGAGACCUGAGGUGUGACUGAUUUGCUU
Molecule: messenger RNA, 2170 nt
Organism: Octodon degus (degu)
Lineage: Eukaryota; Metazoa; Chordata; Mammalia; Rodentia; Octodontidae
Gene: Cdt1
Product: chromatin licensing and DNA replication factor 1
Exons: 10
Coding region: 64-1695 (543 amino acids)
Biological process (GO): DNA replication checkpoint signaling; DNA replication preinitiation complex assembly; regulation of DNA-templated DNA replication initiation
Cellular component (GO): nucleus
Molecular function (GO): DNA polymerase binding; DNA binding
Source: RefSeq, a predicted model, not a curated record